Melozone crissalis (California towhee) is the source of this 1002-nucleotide messenger RNA. RefSeq names its product neuropeptides B/W receptor type 2-like. Lineage: Eukaryota; Metazoa; Chordata; Aves; Passeriformes; Passerellidae. Gene Ontology annotation, molecular function: neuropeptide receptor activity; neuropeptide binding. The record is from RefSeq and is a predicted model, not a curated record. The annotation marks the transcript as partial. Gene Ontology annotation, biological process: neuropeptide signaling pathway. The transcript has a single exon. Gene Ontology annotation, cellular component: neuron projection; membrane.
AUGAGAAACAUCUUUUGGGAUGAUCUGAACAGCUCCUGCAGCAACGCAGGCAACAGCUGCUACCUGGAAAACAGCAUGAGGUUCAACUUCACCCUCCAAGAGCAGGCAGCUGAUUUCUACAUUGUCCCGCCCGUGAUCUACUCUGUGAUCUGUGCUGUGGGGCUCACAGGCAACACUGCUGUCAUCUAUGUGAUCCUCAAGGCCCCCAAGAUGAAGACUGUGACCAACAUGUUCAUCCUGAACCUCGCUAUCGCUGAUGACUUGUUCACCCUUGUCUUGCCCAUCAAUAUUGCAGAGCACCUCCUCCGCUACUGGCCCUUCGGAGAAAUCCUCUGCAAGGUCAUCUUGUCCAUAGAUCACUACAAUAUCUUCUCUCUUCUCCAGCAUUUAUUUCUGACAGUGAUGAGCAUAGACAGGUACCUGGUGGUGCUGGCUACGGUCAGGUCCAAGAGGAUGCCCCACCGCACGUACCGAGCAGCCAGGAUUGUCAGCCUGUGCAUCUGGAUCCUGGUCACCAUCAUAGUCCUCCCUUUCAUCAUCUUUGCCAAUGUCUACACUGACGACCUGGAGAUCAAGAGUUGUGGUCUCAAUUUCCCCAAGCCUGAGAGAUUUUGGUUCAAAGCCAGCAGGAUCUACACCCUCAUCCUUGGCUUUGCCAUUCCAGUAUCCACCAUCUGCAUCCUCUACACCAUGAUGCUCUACAAGCUGAGGAGCAUGCACCUGAACUCCAAUGCCAGAGCCCUGGACAAAGCCAAGAAGAAAGUCACCAUCAUGGUCUUCAUAGUCCUGGCUGUGUUCCUCUUCUGUUGGACCUCUUUCAACCUGGCUACCAUUGUGGCUUUGACCACUGACUUACCCCAGACCUCCAUGGUCAUUGGGAUAUCCUACUUCAUCACCAGCCUAAGCUAUGCCAAUUCAUGCUUGAAUCCUUUCUUGUACGCUUUCCUGGAUGACAGUUUUCGGAAAAGCUUCCGGAAGCUGCUGGAAUGCAGAACUUCUUGA